CCCUGGCUUGUCUGGUUCCCCUGUCCCUUGAGGACCGGGGUGCCUGAGAGCACUUCUGGGAAGCUUGUGCUCCUGCCCCAGCCCCCUUGGCCAGCCUCCUCGGGGCCUGGAGGGAUGUGCUUGGUUAGAGUGUUGGGGUGGGGCAGGUCUAGGCCCAAGUGACUGUGCUGUGCUUUGGAGGCAAGCAGUAAGGGGCGGCCCGAGGGAAGUAUGUCACCAGAUCAUAUCCUGGACCGAAAGUCCUUCAGUGAGUAUAUUGGUGUGGACAUGGUUGAGGAAACAGGGGUGUGAGCUGCUCUGGGGCCUUCUGGCCCCACACCGUGGCCCUCCCCUUACCUCUGGGUUCUGAUGUCCCCCAAUGGGUAGGCUUCCUCUGGUGGGCCUGUGCUUUGGGCCUGAGAGCCAUCACUGUUGGGAGGCAGUAGCCCAGGACAGCUGUGCCUACUGCGCCCACUCUGUCAUGGGACUAACGCACUGCUGGGUAGCCUUCUGCUUCAUGUACACCCGCCUUGGCAUGAGCUCUGCUCCGUACACUCUCAGUCACAUGAAAUCAUGUUUGCCCCAGGCUCCACAGAAGGCCGAUGAUGAUCCGUAAGAGAGGAUCCCGGUUGCACUCCUGCCCACCACCAGGUGCCCUGUGGGGACAGUGAGCCUCUGCUGGUUGGGUGUGUAUGCUCCCUUCUUAUCUCAAGGAGGAGAGUGGGGGUUCAUCCAGAGCACCUGUGUGCUCAGUGCUAGCCAGACCCCGGGAUGGUUCUGCAUAGACACCAGGCUGCACCUCCAUGCUGAUCUGCGAAAUGCACCCUGAAAUAAACAGGCUUUUCCUGUCCAGUCCUUUCUCCCAAGAGUCCAUAAGGUUACCCUCUACAGUGGGCACCUUACCCUUGCCCCAUCCUGGACCUGAUUUCCUUAGCUUGGCUCCUUUCCCGUCCCUUAGUAUUUUGCCUGGACCCUGGCUUCCUGUGCAGUGGGAGGCCCCAGGCCACAGCUCUCCAUUCUCUCCCCUCCAUCUCUGCUGUUCCCACAUUUCAAAGCCUCCUGCUGCCCACCUGUGAUCCGGUUCAGGGCACCCUUGCUGUGAGGGCACAGGGCCACGGUGGAUGUCUGUAUCUUUUCCCUUUCAAGGAUAUCACCUUCUCCAGAAUGGAGAGAUGAAUAUGCUCUCGACAUCUUUUAGUUUCUCCGUAGAGGGUCCUGGGUACUCUGGGGCCAUAUAUAGGGUUCUGUGUGGUAUGGCCAGUGCAUCCCAACGGGCAUCCUGUGUGCCACCCCUGUGUGCCAGCAGCUCAGAAAAGGUCUGGGGAGGUGCAUUUAGGGCCAUGUAGGUCCCAGGGAAAGAGGCACCCUGGGGUCCAGGGAGAGGAAAGGCUGCAGCAGGAACAGGCUGUGCCACCAGGCAGGCCUGGCUGGGACCUUGGUCCCUGUGCCUGUGACAGCACAGAGCAAUCUGGGCUUGAGAAACUAGAGAGUGGGAUGUGGACACUCUAUAGGGAUCAGCAGGUGUCCUCAGAGAGCUCUGUGGGCUGCAGAACUAGCCUUGUGAGAAAAAGGCUUCUGUAUGCACCCCGGGAACUACCUGGGGCAUGCCAAGGCCACCCGCUUCUUUUGUGAGACCCACUGGGCUAGUGCACUGUGGGAAUUGCUGUCACCAGCAUAUAUGAGUGGGGAACGAGAGAAGAGAGUCUUGCUAGAGUUAGAAACAAGGUUCAGCCCCCAGAGAUAGUCUGAGGGUGCAGGGCCGGAGGAGUUGCCUUGGUAUUUUGAGUUGGGGGUGACAAUGUGGUGGGGGGUGGUAAACCGUUUAGAACAGGGCAAACGUUGGUAAGUCUACAGGGACCCUCAGGAGAUUGGCUGUACACACUGCCUUGACCCUGGUGGUGUGUGAUCCUGGUCUGUGGGUUAAAUGAUUCUUCUGAGAAAUGAAAGAGACCGACAGCAGACUCCCACCAGUGUGAAAGGCUGAGGAGGGGCAGGCAGGUGACCUGGGAGGCCAAGGGAAGAAGUGGCGACAGGCAGUUGUGAUCACUGGGCCCAAGGGUAUCCUGAAGGACCCGGUGUGCUCCCUCCUGACGUCUGGGACCCUGUGCAGCAUGGGUGUUGUGGAAUGGGGUCACCUUCGUGUGUGAUACAGUUUAGUAGAGUAGGAAUGUGUCUGCUUCUGGUUACCAGCCCCCGAGGAUGGCGCCGGUCCCCAGUGCAGACAGCAAAGGCCUGCUUUUCAGUGGGGCCCUGGCCCCACUCUGUGGUCUCCCUCCCCCUUGAGGCUGCUGCUUGUCUGGAAGCUGGGGGUGAGACUCAGCCUAGAGCUUUCUUGCUGGUGGAGGAGGUCUCCGAUAAGGGCGAUCCCUGCUUCUUCCUUGAAGUCAAGCCUGGAGCUGGAGCGGACACUUAACCUCUUUUGCCCGAAUAACCUGGAAGGGAUAAAGUAUAAAAAAAAAAAAAAAAAAAAAAAAAAGUUCAUAGCAGAAGCACACGGGAGCAGCAGGUGCCUUGUGCCAACCCCUUCACCUGACUGCACCCUGGCUUGACAACAGAACACAGAGGGCAGUGCUGGCGGCUGUUUGUGUGUUCUGGAUGGAAGCUGCAGCAUGCGCGGCAAGUCCACGUGUGGGUGCACGUGGGUACCCACGUUUUUACAGGAAGUGGUAGAGACAUUGCAGCAGACCAUUUUGCAGAUACAGAAAUGCUCCAAGAAGACAUUUGGCAGCACCCAAAGAUGCACACCCGAGAGGAGAGCUGUUUGGCUUUGGCCUCACCGAAGACUUAGAAAUAAAUGGCCCCGGGAGCCUUUGCUGCCAGCCAAGGCGCAAGCUGCCUGCCUGCUCUGGCCGCAGAGGAGCCGGAGGCUGCGGGAGUCUGGGGCUCAGUCUGUGUCCUGGUCACGGUUCUGUUGCUGUGAAGAGACACCAUGGUCGAGGCAACUCUUACAGAAGGAAGCAUUGGCCUGGAGUCUUGCUUACGGUUUCAGAGGUGAGAGGCCCUUCGCCUGCAGCUGGCAGGAAUGCAACAAGAAGUUCGCGCGCUCGGACGAGCUGGCGCGGCACUACCGCACGCACACGGGCGAGAAGAAGUUCAGCUGCCCCAUCUGCGAGAAGCGCUUCAUGCGGAGCGACCACCUGACGAAGCACGCCCGCCGCCACGCCAACUUCCACCCGGGCAUGCUGCAGCGGCGCGGCGGGGGCUCGCGGACCGGCUCGCUCAGCGACUACAGCCGCUCGGAUGCCAGCAGCCCCACCAUCAGCCCGGCCAGCUCGCCCUGAGCGCCCGCCCGCCCGCGCCUGGACCGCGCCUCGCCCCCUCGGUAAUAGGAAAGCUGAGCGAACUUGAGAAGUCCACAGCAAAACACUUUUCUUCACCUCAGGUGUCAAUUUUUAACAAAAAAAAAAAAAUUUGUUUUUUCAAAAAAAAAAAUAUAUACACGACCCACAAAUUGCACAAUAGAGCUAUCCACGAAGUUGAGAUUCAGCGGUGUUGAAACCCCCCCUUUCUCAGGGAUGGACGCGGUCCACGAGGUCAGUGAGGGCACGUCUUUCUGCCGCCUUACUCUGUACAUAGAUUUGCACUCUGGAGUUUUCUGUGAGGUUGGGGAUCACUGGGGCAGAACAGGCCAGCUGGGAACAGAUGCGGCCACUGACAUUGUGCUUUUCCAGCAGAUCCCCCCCCCCAAAGGCCUGUACCCCUCUUCCUGCUGACCACUCAGUUGCUGUCCUCUGCCCCUUGGCCUGGCUCAGAGCACAGGUGGGUCUGAGGGACUGGCCACCUCACAGGGAUGUGGUAAGCCAUGACAGACCAUGGGAGCACGUGCCUGUGCAACUGUGGAGAAGGACAUCUGCCUUGUAAGCGUGGUCCUGCCUGGCUUUCUGCCUGCAGAAAUCCUCAGAAAAAAUGGAGGCCAGAUGCAAACCCCGCCUGGAUUUGGGACACCAUUGCUGCCAACAACCCAGGGAGGCGGCCUGGGCCCUGCCUGCCCUACAGAAGGCACCUGGGACCCGUCACCCUCACACCAUGUUCUCAGACUGGGAAAAUAGUGCCCUGGGCACGGUGUGCUGAAACUGCCCCCCACCCCCACCCCCCAAAUUGGUGUUGUUUCAUCCAGUUCCCCAAGUUCUCGUGCCCUGGGCCACUGUGGAGGCCUCUGUCUGCAGCAGGACCAUCAUGGCCCCCUCUGCCUCUUCAGUCUGUGUGUGUGGCCCCGUGGGUGGCAGCGCUCACAUCCCACAGAGACCGCUGGUGGCAAAGGCAUUAUCGGCCAGACCUCCUCAGAGCAGCCCAGCAGAUGUGAUAGGAGAUGAUGAUGAUGAUGAUGAUGAUGAUGAUGAUGAUGAUGAUCCUGGAGAAACAAGGACUCUGCUUCUGCGGGGGACACCUGGUGAAAGUUGUGGGGGUCACCUUCUCAGAACCUUGAGUGGAGACUUGAGCAAACCCACGGUUCCACACUGUUGCGCUCCCCACUUCUGGUCCUCUUUUCUGCCUGCCCUGCCUCAGAGGACCCUAGCCACACCCAAUCUGCAGGGCGGGGAUGGGGGAGGGGCUGCCGGUAAAACAGCAGGAACCGGAACCGAAGCCAGGCCCGCCCUGUUUCUCCUGGAGCCCACGACGCCGGGGCUGGGCUGCAUUGGCUUCAGGUGUUGGGCCUCCUUAGCAAGACGAUGUUCUGGUCGCUCUUCUGCAGAUCCUUGGAGUGUCCAUCUACUCCCGCCCUGCAGAGACCCAGACAUUUCCUCCCCUUCUCCUAAGAGCUGAGGCCUAGGAACAUAAGGCCCCAGGACUGGAUAUAUAUGUGUAUGUGUGUACGUGUGUGUGCGUGUGUGUGCGCGCGUAUGUAUUUGGGAUGGACUUGAGGUGUCCGACAGAGACCUCUCUUCAUUUUGAUGUGGAGGAUCAGCCCUUGUGACUCAGAGGGCCAGAGAUGGGCUUCCUGGGCCCAGAGUGCCUUGGUUGUGGUCAUUCUGCCUGUACCCCAGCCCUCACACAGUGUAGGGGGGUAGCACAGGGAAAACCCCGGAGACCAUGCCCAGCCGGGUCUAUCUGCAGUUUCUGGCUGUUGUCAUGUGACCGCCUUGUGGAUCUGGGACACCACUUUCUAACUUCCCGUGUCAGCUUUGAGAGGCUAAUGGCAUAGGGUGGCUUCUAGGAGCGCAGUAGGUGCUGAGCUGGGCUGUGGCAUUGUUGCUGCCGAAAGCAGGUGUGGUGGGUGUGGGGGGUCCCUUGCCCUGGUCCAGUGCAGGGCUGGUGACAGCCCUGCUUGCAUUUCAUCUGGGGAAGAGAAUGGAAUAUGUGGUCGGGACCUAGACUGAAGAGAGCCCUGGGUGCUUGGGGUGUGGCGCUCUUCAUGCUCAGUUCCAAAGCGUCGUCCCUCCCAAAGUCGGUGUGUGAGGCAGAGAAAGCCACACUCUGAACACAUUUCACGUCUCAGGAAUUCACAUUCCAGAUUCAGGAAUUUUAUUCCAAAGUCCUUUGGUGCACCUGCAUCCACGCUUCUGAAGACAGAGGGAGGCAGCAGUGUGCCUCAAAGGCCAGCCGAGGCCUCUGUCUCCUUGUGCUCUCCCCCAGAGUCACAGGAGGAGCCUUUCCAACUCCGCCACUGCCUGCCUGCACCUAGGAAGGGUAAAAAGGACUCUAAGCCCCAUCAUCUUGGAAUAAAAGAAAGAGCUGGUUUGUCAUAGAGCGGGUUGGGGGUGGGUGGGGGAGGGGAAAGCGGGCGUAGGCUAUUUCCAAAGAGCACUUAAUUUAAUUUUUCCUCUGAAUGACCCAGGGCUGUUCCAUCGGACGGAUGGAAGGGUAACGUUGCCUUAAAACAGAAAUAUGCAGGCGUUGGCUAUUUUUGGCAAAUGAACGUGUCUUCAUUCCCAAAGUGGUUCUCCUUUAAUGGCAGGGUGUGGUCCUUCAGCAUGGGACCAAGGCACCCCUCAUGGACCCCCCCAUAUCAUCUGGGGCUUCAGUUCAUCUCAUCAGGGGGUGGGAGGAAGGGAGGAACAUGGCUAGGCUCAUUUCCAGUGGGUUCUCAUUAGGUUCCCAUCUCGUCAUAAACAAGGAAUACCUUCUAAGAUGCAGAGGCUUCCCAGCCUGGGUCUGUUGUGGGGUCUUUGAUUUUUUGUGGUUAUGGCCAUAUUUUCUGGUUUCAGUUUGACUGAGGAACCCAUAGGGUGCCCAGAAAUAAUACGAAAAGUUAAAUCUUUUUUUUUUUUUUUUUUUAAGGGGCGGGAGGCAGAGAUCCCACAAUGAAAGUGCCUGAGUGAGGGGAGAGUUCCCUACAGCAGUGUCUAAAAGGAAUUCUGGACUUCAGCCAUCAGGGGGCUGGAGUGUAGCCCAUGUCCCAAAUGAGAAAGUCCCUCUUUGCAUCAGCCAUAUUAGGGGGUCAGUGUCUGUUCCCCAGAUGCCUACUGAAUCCUACAGCCAUACAGAAAACAGCCCUUUCCAAAGAGGGCCCUUGGUUCUCUCUUGAUGGGUGCUACGUAGGGAUGGACAAUGAUGCCCUUGAUGGGAGUGUGGUCCUGGAGGUGCCCUACCUGUGUCCUGCUGUGCCCCCUACCCACAGGACCUGAGCUUCAAGGUCCCCACCUCCAGCUCAUCCCAUCUCAACUUUGUUCUGAGGCCAGCAUUGGGACAGGCUCAGGAUUCACCAGAGUGCAGCCUCCAGGUGCAAAAACCUGCACCCUGGUGAAGGGUGAUUUAGAUGUGGGGAAGAGGGAAGGAGACAUCCUGUGGUUCUAAGAGAAAUGGGGCAGAACAGAGGGGUUACCGUUUCAGACUUCUUCCUCCCAGCCUCAUUCUGUCCAGGAGGCCGGCCCUUUUCUUGCCAGAAGCAGGUGCUACAUACGAUGUGCACAGGGUGACAGCAUUUCCUAGAGGCUUCAUCUGGGAUCCCCACCAAGCAGGGGCACCGUCCACGUAAGACAAAUCUGAGCAAUAGCUUGGCCUCGUUUCUCAGCUCCCGGUUGUGGCUUUGUUUACAAGGCUACCUAUUUGGACUUCUGACAGGUGUUACUGAUUGCACACACCCCUUCCCCCACACACACAUACACACACUUUACAAAAGGUCAUUAGGUCAGAGACAGUGCUGGAAGGUUUAUGUAUAGCCAUGUUGUGAUCAGUAAGAAAUGCUUUGUAGGUCACCCACAUUUUUUUUUUGCUGUCCAGAGUUUUCCAUAUGUGAGUCCUGGUGGCCGUAUCUUUCAAAGUGAAAAUCCAGAUGUGGACUCACUGUUUUGAAAUCAGGAUGGCACUAGAAAGAGCCAGGCCCUAUGACUAAUUUUCCUGAUUCUGAGUCUUCGAAGGUUUGUCCUGGACACAUUCCAGAGAAUUUUGUACCCAAACAUGAAUGCUCAAUCCAGCUAACUACUGAUACAGGCCUGAGCACUGGUGAGGGAGAGGCCCUUCCUCUUGCUGGCUAAUUGACCUCCAGCGAAAGGAGCAGAACUGGCCUGGAGGCCCCAGUCCACCAGGGGAAGGAGGCUGGCUUGUUUUCUGUUGACUCCCUACCGGGUUAGUGGACUUGUCUUGGAACUCUCUAGCUCAGCCUCAAUCCCCCACUCCCCCACCCCCCCAAUCUCACACAGCUUUAAAAACUUAACUACUUUUAUUUAGAAACAAACAGGAUGGCAAAGAAGACACCUCCCCCACAUCCCUGGGGGUGGGCAGGAAACAGGUCAGGCGUGAGGGUGGGGUUUCUCCCAGCUGUUUCCCCAGGACACCUACUGUGGGUCUGCUGCCUGUACUCAUUAGCAAGGUCAGCCUGUGAGCCAGGCUGCCCUUCUCAGAACUGAGAGCCUCGACUUGGGAGUGUCUCUUCCCCAGGAGAAGCUAGGGCCUCUUGAGUUACGAGAACUACCCUGGUAUGUGAGUGGAAGGAUUUCUCUGUCCCCCAUUGCACACUGGUGAGGCCCGGGGUGCCUAGUGCAGGGGAACCCCAGGGCCAGUAACACAAGCCUCCUUGCAUUGUGGGGUCGGAGCUCCUGGCCUUCCAUGGUGACUGGAGAUCCCUGUUGUGGUUUCAUUGGUUAGGCCCAGGUGACUGCUUCUCAUCCAAAGCCAUCGGUGGAACUUCUGUGGGAUCCUUUGCCAAAACCCCAAGGCAAAAUCCAAGGGUCCAAGGCCAUUUCCAUCAAGUUCCAGAUUUUCUUUCCUAUAGGAACUUUUUUUUUUUUUUUUAAACAAAACCCUAGCUCCCAACAUGCUUCCAAAGGCCAUGUUCUGUCUUUCCUGGAUCACUACAGUGAAGUAUUACAGUUGUACAGUUCCCAAUCUGGCCUUGGCUUGCUCGGAUAAAACUUUGUUAUGUAUUUUGUAAGGCAUAGAUUCUAUAUUGUAAUGUCCUAUGCAAAAGAAAAAAAUUAAUGAAAUUGUAAAUUUUAUUGUUUUAACAUGUAUGCAUGUUUAGUGACGUUUACAUUUUGAAAUAAAAUUUAUGAUUCAUUAUUUUA
Messenger RNA from Peromyscus maniculatus bairdii (prairie deer mouse), 8423 nucleotides. NCBI's taxonomy places the organism in Eukaryota, Metazoa, Chordata, Mammalia, Rodentia, Cricetidae. The record is from RefSeq and is a predicted model, not a curated record.